Planococcus citri (citrus mealybug) is the source of this 2095-nucleotide messenger RNA. RefSeq lists its product as uncharacterized. Lineage: Eukaryota; Metazoa; Arthropoda; Insecta; Hemiptera; Pseudococcidae. The record is from RefSeq and is a predicted model, not a curated record. The transcript has 11 exons. Gene Ontology annotation, molecular function: copper ion binding; oxidoreductase activity. Bases 85 to 2043 code for a protein of 652 amino acids.
GAUUAUUAAUUGCGAUGACGUCGAAGAACCAUUUCACGUAUAAAUCGUUUCACAAAUGUCGUGAUGAUUCAGUCAUAAUUAAAAAUGUAUCGAGAUACGUUCGUCGUAGUGGCCCUGAUCGCUCUAGGGGCCUAUUCUACCUUAGGUUUUGUUGAAAGAGAUUUCUUGGAGGAUUAUCUGCAACCGUUGGAUGUCGGAAUAAGGAAUCGUACCUACGAUAAUUUCAUCGACGAUGAUAAACUUUGCUCUCGAGACUGUACCAAGUACCCUGAACCUCGUACUUGUUACUAUAAAUUUGUCGCCGAACAAUACCACGCGAUGGGACCAGCCUGUAAGAAUUGUCCUAUGACUCGAGAAGAUUGCUUUAGUCCUCAAUGCGUUCAAGCUGAUGGUAUCGAACGAACGGUGUUAACGUUCAACAGAUUACUAGAUGGUCCAUCCCUUCAUGUUUGUUACGGUGAUCGUAUCAUUGUCGACGUUCACAACAAAAUGCCUGCCAGAGAAGUAUCAGUUCACUGGCACGGAGAACUUCAACCAAAAUCCCCUUGGAUGGAUGGAGUUCCUCAUGUAACGCAGUGUCCUAUCGAUGGUAAUACCUGGUUCAGAUAUGAUUUCAUCGCCGCCACUCCUGGAUCUCAUUUUUACCAUUCUCAUUCCGGACUUCAGUUAUUCGAUGGUUUAUCUGGUUGUCUCAUUGUACGUACGAGUAAAGAAGUAGAUCCUUUAAGGAAUCAAUACGAUUACGAUUUAUUCUCGCACACGAUACAAAUUCAAGAUUGGUUGCACGUCUUGAUGGAUGAUAAAUUCCCAGGAUACAACAAGAAUAAAACCAUGAUCACGGUUAAACCUGAUUCUUAUUUAAUUAAUGGAAUGGGUGGAUAUCAGAAUCCGGUUACUUUACAAUGGACUGGCACCCCAUUCGCCGAAUUCUUCGUCAAACCGAAUAAAAAAUACAGAUUUCGUAUUGUUUCAACCUCAUCGACUACGUGCUCGUUUCAGUUCACUAUUGAAGGACACGCUAUGACAUUAAUCGCCACCGAUGGGUACCCAAUCCUGCCCGUGAAUGUUAGAUCUCUUUAUAUGGCCGGAGGAGAUGUAUACGAUGUAGUGAUUACCACCAAUCAAACCCCUAGACCUUACUGGAUGCGAGUUCAAGGAGUUGAAGGAGACUGCGCUGUAGCAUUUCAGCAAGCUGUUUUACAAUACGAAGGUAGUGGGCAAAUGUUACCCCCUACGCCGAAUACGGAGGCUUUGUUCAAUUCUUUAUCCUACAUACCUGAAUUGAAUAAUAUGAGAAAACCAUGUCAUGAAAACGCCGAUAACGUAUGCUUGGAUGAAUUACGAUCAUUGUACAAAGCUCCGGCAAGAUUACUGGGAGAACCUUAUAAACAGUAUGUUUACCAUAUCGGAGGGCACAUGUUUACUCCGGAAGAGUUAUAUUUGAGUGGCACUUAUCAUACUCACUAUCUUCCAGUAUCCGGACCUGGUGUGACACCUGGGGGUGGUAUGUUUUCAGAUACAAUAAACAACAAAACCAACGUGUUUCCACCUUUUGCACUAUUCGGCGAACCGUAUAAUCCUUUGAUCGAAAAGCUGAAAUGCCCUGAUAAAUGUGAUCCAUGGUGCGAAUGCAUGCAUUUGAUAAAACUACCGUAUAAUGAAGUUUUUGAAAUGGUUUUCAUCGAUGGAAUAUCGAAUGAUUUCAUAAAGAUGGAUCAUCCGUUCCAUAUCCACGGACAUCAUUUCAGUGUAAUGAAACUUGGCACUAAAGAUGACCUCAACAAACCAAAUCCUUUUGCAAUUAAUCCUGAAAAUGAAUAUCCUCUUAUCAAAGAUACGCUUCCUGUACCACCGGCUGGGUUUGCUGUGGCCAGAUUUGUUGCCGAUAAUCCGGGCUUUUGGGUCCUCCAUUGCCAUUUCCAAAAUCAUAACAUGGCUGGUAUGGUAGUCAUUAUACAGGUCGGGGAACCGAACGAAAUGAUUCCUGUACCCGAAGGUUGGCCCAAAUGUGGUAAUUAUCUCCCCCCGGUUCGUAUAAAUUGAAUUGUGAUAUCUGAGGAAACUAAAAUACAUCGGAUGGUGUCGUCUUGAAUUA